Molecule: messenger RNA, 1615 nt
Organism: Aspergillus heteromorphus CBS 117.55
Lineage: Eukaryota; Fungi; Ascomycota; Eurotiomycetes; Eurotiales; Aspergillaceae
Product: kinase-like protein
Exons: 2
Coding region: 113-1615 (500 amino acids)
Biological process (GO): intracellular signal transduction; intracellular monoatomic cation homeostasis; protein phosphorylation
Molecular function (GO): ATP binding; protein serine/threonine kinase activity
Source: RefSeq, a predicted model, not a curated record
UCACACUUUGAGAUUGUGUCAUAUCGAAUUUAAAAAGCAUUUUGUGUUGAGCUUGUCCAAUGCGCAUGCACUUAUUAUAGCAUUGCAUGCAGCAAGAGGAGAAAUCAUAAUCAUGCUCUUGUCGAAACAGCCGUUGUGUCUCUUUCAUUUCCCUUCACUUUGGGCUCGAUGGCAGCAAGCGCCUGGGCCGGAGCCUUCCCCUUCCCCUUUGCCUUUGUCUUCGCCUUCGCUGUCGUCGUUAUCUGGGCCUGAUUCUGACGAGGUGGAUCUGAACGAAUCCCGUCCGCUGCUUCCUGGUUAUCAUUGUCCGGAUAGCUUGAGCAGUCAGACCUACCAGACCAACAUCCAGAUCCCCCCAGCCAUCUCCCCAUCUACAACCACCACCUACGGCACCUGCACCUCCAUCCUCCAUUACGGCACAAACAGCUGCAUCCGUCUCUACAAAUCCACCACCACCACCUCCUCCUCCUCCCAUCCCACCAAGAACCCAGCUUCAACCCCCCAAAACCUCAAGAAAACCCCCAAACCACCACCCAAAUACCACGUCCUCAAGACCCAACGGCCCACCUCCUCCACCGCCCAAAAACUCCGCAACGCCCUGGAAUCCCUCCUCUCCACGACCCUCACGCACCCCUCUCUCUUACACACCAUCGACGUCUUCUCCACCACCUCGCCGCAGUCAUCUCGCCACCGCAGCCCUAGCCUGCGCUGCAUCCGCGGCCCCAGCCAGAGUUCCAGCCAGAAUCACAGCCAGAAUAACUGUUACAAUUACAAUCACAUCCCCAUCCCCAGUCCCAGCGAAACCACCCUCGUCACCGAAUUCUCCCCCCUCGGCGACCUCGGUCUCUACAUCUCCUCCCAGGAGCAAGGGGUGUUAGGCGCCGAUGAGGCGGCGUGUAUCCUGAAACAGGUGCUGGGUGCGUUGGGGUAUUUGCAUAAGUGCGGGGUGGGACAUGGGGGGGUGAGUGUGGAGAAUGUUUUUUUGGGGGUGGGGGAGAUUGGCGGGGCGGGUGGGAAGGGGAAGGUGGAAGUGAAGGUGAAGGUGAAAUUGGGGGAUUUGGGGGGCGCGGUGGUUUUGGAUUCGAGGGAUCGGGAUACUUAUGGUGAGGGGGAGUGGAAGGGCAAUUGGGCCUUGGCGAGGGGGUUGUCUGUUGGGAUCGGAGAGUUUGAGGAGACGGAGAGGAUGAGGAUGAGAUCGAGGUCGGGGUCGAGGUUUGGGGGUCCAGGUGCCAGGAGGUUUCUGGGGCCGUAUGCGGCGCCGGAGGAGAUGGGGAGGUGGUCUGCGUGGUCUGGUGCUGAUGCUGGUGCUGGUGCUGGAAAAGAGUACGAUCCCCGGCCGGCGGAUAUCUGGGCUGCCGGGAUCGUAUAUCUGGUUAUGCGAUUGGGGCGCAUUCUCUGGAGGCGCGCGGCGGAGGACGAGGAUGCCCGGUAUGCCGAGUAUUUGCGGGGGAGGAGGGCCACGGAGGGGUAUCCGUCGGUGGAGGGGCUGGGGACGACCCAAUGCCGCAACGUGGUGUAUGCGAUGCUGGAUCCCAACCCGGCGCGGCGGAUUAGGGCUGCGGAUGUGUUGAGAUCGGAGUGGUUGUUUGGAGUGGACGUCCCGGAGGAGGUGUAG